This is a messenger RNA of Parathielavia appendiculata, 1046 nucleotides long. RefSeq lists its product as uncharacterized. The transcript is spliced from 2 exons. Gene Ontology annotation, molecular function: protein binding. Lineage: Eukaryota; Fungi; Ascomycota; Sordariomycetes; Sordariales; Chaetomiaceae. The record is from RefSeq and is a predicted model, not a curated record. The coding region runs from base 180 to 833 and encodes 217 amino acids.
GAUCGGGGCUCGACUUCCAAUAACCGAUAAGAGGACGACUCAAGACUUCGUUGGGUCCUCUUAUCCAGCCUCAUUCGCCACAGCGCCUUGUUACCCCUCCCUCGUUGGUUUACUCUGCGCUGUUGGCCAUCGACCAUCAACAUCAACAAACACCCCACGACAGACUGCACGAUAUCACAAUGGCUAGUCGCACAAAGGAACAAGAACACGAGGGCGCCACAAACGAGGAACUCCUCAUCGAAGCCUGCCGGCGCAACAACACAGAUCUCCUAGCCGAAGUGCUCUCCUCGCCGGACCUGCAGGGCAACGACGACGCCAUCGCCGCGCUCCUCAACAAGACGACCACGGUGCUCGGCAACCACCUCUACCACGAGGCGGCGCUGCAGGGCAACUACGAGAUCAUCGACAUGCUGCUUGACCAGCCCGGCUUCGAGUGCGACCCCGUCAACCGCGUCGAGGGCGACACCCCGCUGCACAGCGCCGUGCGGUGGAUCAACAGCGAGCCGCCGGAGCAGCGCGAGUUUGGCAACGCGCUCGUCGAGAUGAUGCUCGAGGCUGGGUCGAACCCGAGGGUCAAGAACAAGGGCGGGCUGACGCCGCUGCAGCUCGUGGAUCCGAGGAAUGAGGGGCUCAAGGAGGUGAUUCGGAAGCACGAGUAUUCUUCAUUGAACGCGGGCGAUUUUGUGUCGGCGGAGGAGGUGCAAGGGGGGAAGGGGUUGGGGGACGGGACGAGGAGGCAAGAGGAAGAGGAGGAGGACGAGGAUGCCGAGUUUAGUGGGAGCGAUGAGGAGGAGAGGGCGGAAUGGGAGCGGCGGAGGAAGACGAGGAGGUGAGGAUCGUAGAGGUGUUGGAGAUGUAUACCGGCUGGAUAGCUGCGAGGACUACAUCAACUUGGCGUGGGGACACUGGUUCUUCCUUGGCAAUGCAUCCAGGCAAAUAGACUUCGUCCUUGUCAAAGCUGAGUUUUUCUGCUUCGUUUAUGAAGGCCCGGGUACGUAUUACCAAGCGCAGCGAACAAUGAGAAUUCCUGAAAAUUCUAGGAUCUG